Messenger RNA from Nezara viridula (southern green stink bug), 3206 nucleotides. The record is from the annotation of a GenBank genome assembly. Lineage: Eukaryota; Metazoa; Arthropoda; Insecta; Hemiptera; Pentatomidae.
AUGAUGGAGAAGAUUGUAUAUGCUGCCUUGACAAUAAUAAUGGCGCACCUCAUCUUAGGUGUGGUUCUUUGGUUUCGAGUGCGGAAGCUCUACUCCUACCCAGGCGUCUUGGGUUUUCCUGUUAUCGGGAACCUCUUCUACUUCUAUAGGACACUACUUUUAUUUACCAUGGACAGUACGCAUAAAUAUGUACUCUCGGUUGUUGAAGAAAAUGGAAGUGAUGGACUCCUCUUCCAUUGGAUGUUUGGUUACAACGUACUAGCUCUGAUUUCAACUCCUGAACUUGUCAAGAAAUUAUCACUCCAUCCCGAUAUGGCUGAUAAGUCUCCAAUGUACGGAGGGUUCCAAGUUGGCUUUGGUGGACCGUUUAGCAGACUACAUUCAGGUGAUGAGUGGAAAACAAAGAGAAAGGAAUACAAUUUUAAUUUAAAGAAAUCUCGUAUAGAAAAUGAAUAUUGUAGCACUUUUAUUAAAUGUGCCGAUAAAAUGGUUAAUAGUAUGUUGGCAUCACCCUCUAAUGUAGUUGCGAUUGAUGUAAGCGUAUGUUUAACACAGGAUGUUUCAUUCAGAACCUUGUUUGGUAUUGAGUCAAAUUUAGUCUAUGAUCCCGAUAUUGUAAGAGCAUUUCACAAGGUUUGCGAAGUGGGAGCACAAGUUGGGUCCAACCCGACUCUAUCUAAAGUACUAGCUCUGGUAGUAAUGCCACUUCUAAAUACAUUACUUGGGAAAAAAGUUGCCGAAUUGCGUAGAUUGAUGUUGAAAGGGGCAUGUAAUAAGUUGAAAUCAAACCAGACAUCACUCAAAGAACUGCCUCUGUCAACAUAUGUGGGAUCAAGAAAUAUGAAAAAUAAUGAAAGUGAAAUAUUAUUAUUGAAUGAGCUUCAGGAAUUGUAUUUUACAUCUGCGCACACUGUUUCUACUUCUUUAGCAAACACAAUAUGUUUUUUAGCAUUCCUACCCGACAUCCAAGAAAGAGCUUGGCAAGAGCAAUACGAAAUAUUUGGGAAUGACAUUAGAGAUCCAACCAUUGAUGACUUAAAUCAGAUGCAGUUUCUUGGCAGGUUCAUAAAAGAAUCCUUAAGAUUUCUUGGUCCAUCUGUGGUUGGAAAAAUGGCUACUGCUGAUAUAGACAUAGAUGGAAUAACAAUACCACAAAAUACUUGUGUUUUUUUCAUGUUGAGAUAUAUUAGAUUUCAUCCAAAACACUGGAAGGAUCCAUAUAUUUUUGACCCAGAUCGUUUUAUUGAACAAAAUGAUUCAUUAAAACAUAUUUAUUCACCAUUUGGAAUUGGUAUUAGAAAUUGCCCAGGUGAGUAUUUUGGAAUAACAUUAAUGAAAAUUGCAUUAUCGAAAAUAAUAAGAAGACUGAAAGUUAAAUUAGUCGAUAAAAAUCUCCGAUUCGAAGACAUCAAAUAUAAAACUUAUUUUUUGGCAGAAAUGGAGAAUCAGCCUAAGCUACAAGUUGAAGAAAGAAUCUGACAUUUUUUAAAUGGUUUAUAUAUUUCUUAAUUAUGAUUAAUUAGAUAUAUUUAAUUAAUUAUAUAUAUAAUAUUGUAUACCAAUUUUACAAUGUUUAUACAUUUUUUGUAAUAUUUAUACCCCUAUCAUAUCAUACUUAAUCAGGUUUCGAGUUCUUCAUUGUUAGUAGCCUGAGGUAUUUUAAUUAUUAUUUAAUUUUUUCAAUGCUAAUAGUUAUUAUCAUUUAAUGCGAAAUUAUUACUUAUGUUGUUAGAUUAUGACGUAGAUUGUAUUAUUCUACAUAUUCAAAAAAGUAAAAAUAGUUUUGUAUUAAAUUGGGAGGAGAGACAGUAUUAUUUAUUUUAAAUCUUUAAAAUUUACUUAAAAUCAAAUGGAACAUUUUAAUAUUUAGUUGAAAUUUAUUUAAAAUGACAUGAAGAUUUAUUUAAAACUUUUAAAAAAUAUAAUGAUUUUUCACAAUCCUGACUAUUUGUGUCUGUUACCAGCCAAGGAAGUUGGAAAAAAAAAAGUAGAAACUAAAGAUAAUGUUUGUUUAUUUGGUUCGAUGUUGAUUGUUUAUAGAUACACAAAAUUAUUAAUACUUAAUUGCUGCUAAUUGCUAACAAUUAAAAUGACUUACAGCAAUAUAAAUACAAACAUUGAUAAAAUAUUAAUUAUUUCAUUUAUUAUAAUUAGACUUAAUUAUAUAAAAAGAAAUUCUAUCAGCUUCACUAAUAAUAAAUACUACAUUUUUAUACAUACUCUUGAUAUUGCCUCAAGUGAUCAAUUAAAAACCAUAAAUCAAUGAGCUUGGGGUAUCAUAGAGUAUCAAUAAAUUAAAUAAAUAACUUUUAUCUAUAAAUAAAUUAAUUACAAUCAUAAAUUAACACAGUAAAAAUCACAGCCAAACCACAAAAAUAUAAAUUAUGAGGGUACGUAGAAAUUGGCAGCUAUUUUCAACGCCUGGUCCAUAUCCUUAAUAAGAUCAGUUGCUGAUUCCAGGCCGAUGGACAACCUUAUCAGAUUAUCGGUGAUUCCCAAUUCUUCUUUGAUUUCAGCCGGAACUAUUUCAUGAGUCAUUGUUGUUCUGUUAAAGCAUUAAAGCAUAAAAUUAAUAUUUAUUAACGUUAUCACCUUUUGAAAAUAAAAUGCAAAACAUUGGAGGAAAUAAAUUAGUAUAAGUUUAUAGUAAAUGGUAGUUUAUAUUCUAGCAUUAAUAUAUAUUAUUAAAAUUGAUAAUCUUACGGUAAUUCAGCAAGGGAUUCAAAGCCUCCUAGGCUCACAGCAAGAGCGAAAACUUUUAAAGCUUUCAAAAACGCUUUGCUCAUUUCCAGAUCUCCUUUCAAGAAUAUUGAGAUCAUUCCAGAAGGACCAUGCCAUAACCUUUUGGCUAAUUUAUAUUGUGGGUGAGAUUCCAAGCCUGUGAAAGUAAUAAGUAUUAAAUGUCUAAGUAAAACAUAUUUUUUUCUUUAGUAAUUUUUGAAAUAACAUAUUUCCUUAAAUUACCUGGAUAGAGGACUUUUUCAACUAGAGGAUGUUGUUCUAAGAAUUUGGCUACUUUAGUCGCAUUUUCGAUAUGUUUGUCCAUUCUUACUGACAAAGUUUUCAAACUCCUGUUCAUGAGAUAACAGUCGAAAGGAGAAGGAAUAGAUCCUGCAACUGAAUUGGAAGAGUAAAUAAAAUAUUUGUUUAGUAUUUUUGCAGGAAUUAUUUUUAACCAUAUCUUCAUUAAUAGACUUACUGUGUUG